UUUCAGUCCAAUCAGGGAAAAUUUUUAGGUGGAGACUGAACCUUCUAUGAUACUUACAAGUAUUUGAAUUAAGUUGCUAACUAAGAAUUCCCGAGAUAAUGCAAUUUAAGCCAGAAGUAAAGGAACACAACUGAACGCGUCAUAUUUUGAAUUCGCAAAAAGCGUGAAAUCGCGUUGAAAAGAGUCAUCAAAUAGCACAAACACCACAUCUACACUGCAACACAAGUUGCUAGGAUGAAUACAGGCCCUUCCUUAAAACCGAAUACUGAGAACUGAAAACAAAAGCCGCUAAUUGUAAACAGUGAAGGUCAUCUUCGCUGCGUUGACAAAUGAGUCCGCUUUGUUACCUUUUUGUAGUAUCUGCUUCUGUACUCCUUACUUUAGGAGAUGCAGAGAUGUUUGGGGCACCCAGAAAACUGCAACCGAACGAGGCGACCAUAGAAAAAUUUAAUCGUGAGUUGGUCAAGGUAGCCCAUAAAUUCAACUCCGAGCAUGGAAACAACAGUCUUCAUAUCAUAACUAAGUUGGUAAACGUGACUUCCCAGGUGAGGUUUUGUCUUUACAAGUUACCAUUUUUACAGGUCGUUCAGGGGAUUUUAUAUACAUUUUACGUUAAGUUUUCCCCUACAUCGUGCACAACUUUUGCCUAUGACAACACUCAUGUUUUGGGCGACAUUUUUCUUAAUCAGAAUUCUUGUGACGUAACUGGUGGAGAGAGUAAGAUUUGCAAGGUCACUGUAUGGCAAAGACCAUGGCUCCGAUCUGAUGCUUCUGAGAUAAUUAAAAUAGUUAAUUGUUCUACGGAUAAGAUCUGAUCUGCUCUCGUUCUAUGCUAUGCCAUAAAUUCAUGUAAUGGUGGGGAUUUAGAUUUUAACAUUUGAUUAUUCGUAUAUAGCAAAGUUUGCUUCAUUCGCCUUGCGUGUAUUUGAUCCAUUAGUUAAUUAGAUUUGAAUUUCACGGAAAUAACCUGACUUCAUACUCUUCAUUUCUGGCGAUUCAUUAUUGAACCUAAUAGUCGCAUUUGAUUUUGUUUGCAGUAAUAUAUUCUAGUAAAGUAAAUAUGAUUUCAUGAGGCUAAUAUUUUUCCGGCAGUUUACUUCUAAUUUCAUAUUUGGGGACUACUGACAAACAAUCAUUAUCUCUGGCAUUUAAAAACUAUUCUUAUUAGUUUCUUUUAGCUGCUCUUAUAACUUAUUCAUACAUGGGAUUUCAUUUUAAUUUCGGUGUUAUAAUUGUUUUACGUGUUUUAAACCGUGAAAACUUGUUAAUACUGAAUGAUAAACUUAAAACUAGAUUUUGCCGUGCUUCAUUUGUGUUCGGUCAAUAAAGGUUUUUUCAUAUUCAAAUGUUGUAAGUUGGUUUUAAUUUUGUUUGUCUUUUUAGUUCGGUGUGUAAUCAGAGCUUAUAUUUUAUUUUCAAUAGAAAUAAUAGGCGUAGGAAAUCUACGUCAUAAUCUUAAGAGACAUGUAUAUUCACUAAAUCUACUUUUACAUUCACCCUCAAAUUCAAAACUUACACAACUUUGUGUUCUUUUGAUCUUCCUGAUGUAUUGUGCAGGUUAUAUAAACGAGAUGAAAAAUGACUCAUCCUGUCUUAUACUGCUUGUCACUACUAUUCCAUAUGUUUUAAUCACUCCUUUUAGAUUCAUUUCUACUGAACAUCAUUUUCGAAAAUAUUAGCUUAUAAAGACCAGA
Schistosoma bovis is the source of this 1694-nucleotide messenger RNA. The record is from the annotation of a GenBank genome assembly. NCBI's taxonomy places the organism in Eukaryota, Metazoa, Platyhelminthes, Trematoda, Strigeidida, Schistosomatidae.